Myotis myotis is the source of this 3707-nucleotide messenger RNA. RefSeq names its product transmembrane protein 225B-like. The coding region runs from base 1906 to 2772 and encodes 288 amino acids. Lineage: Eukaryota; Metazoa; Chordata; Mammalia; Chiroptera; Vespertilionidae. Gene Ontology annotation, biological process: negative regulation of phosphatase activity. The transcript has 5 exons. The record is from RefSeq and is a predicted model, not a curated record.
UUCAAGUCUUAUUACUUAAAUAUUUUUGUAAUCCUGUAGCUGUUAGAGAGCAGGCAGCAUUUUCAGUCAUGUGAGCAGUGUGUUUGCAAAAGAAAGAAGUUAGUUUCUAGCCCUUUAGGAAACUGAAAUGUCAAAUUUCAUUAUAUAUUUUAAACUACAUGUUUUGAAAAGUUUCAUACAUAUGGGCAUUGACAUAAUUAGAUCAUGAACUCCCCUGUGAUCAGUCAGAGUCAUCAACAUUUUCCAGUCUCAUUUCCUCUAUCUUUUCACUAUGUUUUUUGUGAGGUGGGAAGGUUGGGGUGGGGGAGGGAAUAAUUUAAAGUUAAACCUAGAGCUAUCCUAUCUAUCAUCCUAAAUUCUUCAGUUUGUAUGUCUUAGAGAUAAGAACUUUUUAUUUUAUAAUAUUUAUAAGUGCAACACCACUACCAUAUUCAGCAAAUGGAGCAGUAAUUUCUCUCUCUUUCUGUAGCAGUAAUUUCUUACUAUAAGAAGUUACUUGCACAAAAAGUAAUUGGCAAAACUAGUAUUUAAAUGAAGGUUUCCUGUCUCCAGUUUCUCCUUGACUCCUUUCUCAAGCCAUCUUAAACAAACAAACAAAAAAAACACAGUUGUAUAAUUUUAAGGGACAACUUAAAGUUGAUGUGGAGUAAGUGAUUGUUUUUGAUGUGUGGAUUGAGAGGUUGUAAGUAAGAGAGUAGGGACCAAUGUUGACAAUGGAGAGUUUGCCUGUAAAUAUGUUUACAGUUUUCAUCUGUUCCGUUUUUGACAUCAGCAGAAAUCAGUUUGUCCAUUUGCUUUGUUUUCCUGGGUCAGUUCAAAGUUCAGGCUUCCUCCAACCUAGAGAUGUAAACAUAUUGCCUUCAAAGGUCGACUCCCUGAGCCUCCUGGCUGGGUCUCUGUGUGCACAGGAUUGUCAAAAGCUCUCUGUACCUUGUUGAGUUAUUUCUCAUUUCCUGCCACGAAUAUUCCUUGUCUCCCCAGCCAAGGCCACGGCCCCGCUGUCCUCGUUCAGUAGCAGAACUGAUCAACACGUGACCCUAUAGUGCUCGGCUGGCGAUGCACUGCUGUUGCACUCCAGCGUCCCAGCCAGUCCUGGGAAUACAGGGGAAAGGAUAUACCCAACACACAUGGCCAGUGGAGGGAAACUGACCGUUCCUGGAUCAUUCAUUCAUUCAUUCAUUCCACAAACAUUUAUGCAGCACCUGCCUUGUGCCAGUAGAGUUGCAGGUGCUUAGAAUUCAUACGUGAGUAGAAGAGACAAAGUUAAUCCUUGCCUUCCCACAGCCUACAUUUAAGAAACAUCUAAACAGAGGUUCUUAGCAGCCCUCUGCUUCUUGGUCUCUAUUGUUAUUCACUUGUUUGUUAGUUCUUUCAUCAACAAACCUGCCAAGUGUUCACCCUCAGUCACCCAUGUGCGAGACAAUAAGGCUGGGUCAGAAGGCAUCACAUGUCUUGACACCUUCUGUUCAAGGAUGUGAAAGAGGAAGUAUGACCCACUGUGCCCUUCACAUAAAAUCUGUUUGUACUUACACCUUCCCAGUUAUUCCCUUGAGUGGCCUGCAUUCUCUCUCAUGUGUCCUGCAGUCUGGUACAGGAAUAGGGCGCAGGUGCCCAUUUGGUGUUAGGAGCAAGAGCUAAGGACACGCGGGAAGCACACAUGUGCCGAGGAACAGAGGGCAUCGCUCAGCGGAGGGCGUGGGACGUGACACAUUCUUUAAAAAACGGCCACAGGGUGGGAGCUGACAUUUUUGUUGGGAGGCAGGUCACACACUUAUGAUGUCACUAAACAUUCCUGCCAACGGAACCCAUGGAACAGGAAGGGCCACCGCGUUCCACUGUUGAGGAGAAGGCCAGGAGGGGCCUCCCUGUAAAAAGGUGCUGCUAUGGAACACAGGGCAUCAGAGGAUGGAAGCUGAAGCAGAGAGGGUCGAAAAAGAACUGAGACAAAAGGUUCGCUGGGGUAGGACCAGCAGAGGAAAGCACGCCUGUGAUUUGAGGGGAAUGACGAGGAGGAGGCAUGCGGAGGCUGCAGCCAAACUGUUACUUCUCUUGACAUCACCAAGGGAUGUACUUGGAAUCUGCUGUGGUCCCCCCACCCCCUUUUCUGUUAAGAGAUACGGGCUCCUCCUACAUUCAGCUCCCGUCUGUAUGAGAUGUGGGAUCACUAGGCCGCACCGCAUUCUGGUCCUCACCUGCACGGUCGCCGGGUCGGCCCUCCUGUGGUGGGCCUUCAGCCUGUCCACCUGGGCGAAGGUGGACGUCCCCGACAGCCCCCAGGUCCUGUUCAGCGCCCUGUUUGCCAUCUGCAGCCAGGAGAUCAGGUGCUGGGUUCCUCCAUCCAAGUCAUACUGCUUCACGUUUGGUCGAAUUUUCAUGAUCAGCGCCCUUCUUCUCUCCUUCUUCCUGAACAUCACACUCCUGGCCUUCCCGCACACCCUUCCUGACACCUGGAAACAGUACUUUGUCUUCACCAUCACCUGCUUCAUCGUAGGUGUCUGUGUGCUCCUUGCGUUGCUGCUGCACUCUCUGUAUAUUUGGAAAGUAACUGACAUAUUCAAGGAAGCGAAAGUCACCUUUCUCUACCCCUCUUUCAUCCUCUCCGUCAGCAUCACGCUGUUUUUCUUGUCUGGAAUUCUCUGCUUCGUCAGCGCCCACCGCUGCUGGUUUCAGUGUGUUGUGCAGCGGCCGAUUCAGGUGAAACCCAUGCAGACACCCGUGGCCAGUCCUUGCCCUGUAACCAUCACCGAGAGCAAACCGGGUGGAGGCAGGUAGCCUGCCCUCCGUGCAAGCGGGGUAACCGUGGAAACCUCCUGUCUAGCCUGCACCUCGAGACUUCCCAGCUCCACACUCGGGUUUAAUUGCUGUGGAAGACGAAGAGUUGGCCCGCUCCUGGCCAUCCUUCCGAUGAGGAUUAGGAUUCCGGGCACUUGGGUUUUCACGAGAGAGAAGACACAGUCGGGGCUGGGCAGUGAUGAGUCUGCUUUGGGUCUCGAGGACUUGGAAUGAAAACCUCCUCUCACCUUGAACCUGACCAAGGCCCACCCCAUCAUCUCAGUGUUUCCUGUGUCCUGCAAGGCGUGUCCUAACAGCAAGAAGCUCUUUCUCCACCUGUGUGGCCUGAGUUUUGAUAUAAAUUCUCUGCCCUCUGGUAAUUCUGUGAGUGUAAUCUUUUCACUGUCAUAUAACUCAGGGCUGUGUUGCAGGAAACACAACCUCAUCCAAACUCACUUAAAUGACAACAAAAGAGUGAACUUAUCGGACGGUCGCAGGGAUAGUCCGGCGACCCAACAGAAGUCCUGGUAGGAUCAGGGCUGCACAGGACACGGGUGGAACCUGAAGCUCUCCUCCAGGACAUGGCACCACUUUAACUAUUCAGUGAAGUUUAAUGGAAUUUCCUGACUCCUAAGUGCAAACAGUCUCCUAAAUCCCCCUUGCUCAUCAUGUUCAAAGCCUGUCCCUCCCCAGCCAGACCUCUGCUCCAUCUGAGCCCUCCACACACCGUGGGCCAGCCGGGCCUGGGCCACCCCUGCCAGGCCAGGGGCUCUGAGUGGCUCCCCACUGCGGUCUGUCUCCACCAUGCGACCAACCCCUCUUAGAACACAGAGCUGAGAACGUUCUCCUUAAAAACCACUUUACUUUACCUUGUUCUUACCUUCAGGAUGAAUUCCUUAUCUUCAUAAAUAAAGAUCUUUAUAAGUUGAUGCCAA